Molecule: messenger RNA, 306 nt
Organism: Pelobates cultripes (western spadefoot toad)
Lineage: Eukaryota; Metazoa; Chordata; Amphibia; Anura; Pelobatidae
Source: the annotation of a GenBank genome assembly
AUGGCUGGUUUCCUUCACACAACCUCACCGACCUCCCCAGUGGGCUCCAAACUGCCAGCACUGGAUAGGAUUGGGGAAGAGCUGAGGAAUAUGGCUGCCGCCAUGGCCACCAAAGCCGACCUCCAGCUCCUCAAGUCUACGAUCCAGGAGGUGGUACGGGCUGAGGUGGCGAGUCUGCGGACCAAGGUCGCUGCUCAGGAGGGCCGCAUCCACACAUUGGAGCACUCGGCUGAGGCCCAAUCGGCUCGUUUUGCGGCCUCUGAUUCAGUGGUAGCCUGCCAGGCUAUGGAAUGCUGCUUUCCAUGA